ACUCCAUGUACGUUAGUUAUGUGUUGCAUUUUUAUUUCAUCGAGACUAUAUUUAUAUUUUUAAUAUAAAAAAAAAGAAAAUAUUCUUUAUUCUCCUGAAGUAAUUGCUAUUUGUGUGUGUAAAUAUGAAGCCGACAGCUGAACAACAAUUCUCUGUAUUUGCUCGUGUAGCUUCAGCAAUAUUUUACGGUAUUUCAUCGUUUUUGAUAACCGUUGUGAAUAAAACAGUGUUAACUAGCUUCGAUUUUCCCUCUUAUCAAUUCCUCGGCAUUGGACAAAUGUUAACAACAAUAAUUGUUCUCUUCGUCGGCAAAAAACUCCACUAUGUGAACUUCCCUAACCUACAAGCUGACACAUUUACAAAAAUUUGGCCACUGCCAAUCAUCUUCAUAGGAAACAUGAUUUUUGGACUUGGUGGCACGAAGCAGAUAAGUCUUCCAAUGUUUACUGCACUCAGGAGGUUCAGCAUUCUUAUGACGAUGAUCGCUGAAUAUUAUAUUCUUGGUGUCAAAGCUGGAACAAUUGUUCAGGUUAGUGUUUAUACCAUGGUUUUUGGUGCUCUGGUGGCUGCUUCCAACGAUCUCGCCUUCAACUUGGAGGGAUACAUCUUUAUUCUUUUAAACGACUUUUUCACCGCUGCCAACGGCGUGUACACAAAGAAAAAAUUGGAUUCCAAAGAACUAGGAAAAUAUGGCCUCAUGUACUACAAUUCCCUAUUUAUGAUUAUACCAGCGACCAUACUUGCCUGGUGGUCGAGGGAUCUCGAAAAAGUACUUAUCUUUGAAUACUGGAAUGAUCCACUCUUCAUUAUUCAAUUUUUCCUUUCGUGCAUUAUGGGCUUCGUACUUUCAUACAGUGUGAUUCUUUGUAUGCUUUAUAAUUCAGCCUUAACGACAACUAUUGUUGGAUGUCUAAAGAAUAUUUGCGUUACCUACAUCGGCAUGAUUAUUGGCGGUGAUUAUAUUUUUUCAUUAAUCAACUUUUUAGGACUCAAUUUAAGUGUAAUUGGUAGUUUAAUUUAUACGUGGAUUACCUUCCGAAGAAAAAUUGAACCAGCCGAAGCGAAAUAUUCUCCCUUGAAAGAAGAAACCGACUCGAAAGGCGAAAUUGUUUGAUCUUUAAGAACCCUUCUCGUUUGAGAAGGCUGGAUUUUCAAUCCUCAAAUGUAAAUCCAUUUUACAAAUGAAAAUUAGAUCAUUUCAAGAGUUCUAUCUGUUUGUAAAGAAAGUUUUAUAAAGUGAAGUUCAUAGUGCAAAAGUUUGUAAAGUUUGUACAUUUUGCCAAUGUUGAAAUGCAUAACUUUCUUUACAAUUAACUCUUUCGUUUUGCUCAAAAAAGUUUCUUCAUUUAAGAGGCAUUAUCGAAAAUUACAGUAUUUUUAAUUACCAAAUUAUAUUUUCAUUAAAAUAUUUUUAACUAUUUAAAGAGAUCUUAAGAAAAUAUUGUAAAUUAUUGACAAUUAAUUAGUGGAUGAUUGUAUAUAAGAUGAAACUAUUACGAAAUAUAUAUGUAGAAAUAAGUGAAUGACGUAAGUGAGAAGAUGUCCUUCGAAGUAAGGAAGCAAUUCUUGUUCUUGAAUUAUGUAUCAUAGGAAAGAAAUUUUAAUGCUUCUUCUUCUUCUUAUUGAAUGUGGAAGAAUCUUAUAACUUUAAGUAUUUGAAAUCUCAAGUUUUGAACUUGAAACAUUUUUACUAUAAGUUAUUAAUAUAUUGAAACAAAUUCUAUAAUUAAAAAUUAAAAUUUGUUUCAAAUCAGAUUUCAAUUAAAUGCAAAAUAAAUAAAAAUUUAUUGUUUACUUAAUGCUUUAUUAUCCUUUUGGAGCACGCUUGAUACACAGUGAAGUACAUCUAAUCGAGUUGUUUUUUUCUUAAUUACCUUCGUGCUAAAUAAUCUUUUUACCACAGCCUAACGCGCCCAUAUAUAUCCCUAAGCAUGCAGUUUCUUUUUUCUUUUCUUUUUUAAUUUGCAAUGACAAAAAAUUAUUUUUUCCAAAAUUAUGAAGUAAUGAAAAGCGGGGCGCAUGAUUAUUCCCCAAAAUUCAAUUUCAUAAUUUUCAAAACAUCAAAAUUCUUAUUAUCGAAAUUAAAACAUGUCUGACUUGAAUUAUUUUUGGGUAAUCAAAGUUUAAUUGUAUAGUUUUCUAGUCUUUUAUUAACUUAAUCUAUAAGCAGAUGUUUUUUAACAAACAUUAAUAUUGAGGUCCCUGAAGUUGUCGUGAAUGCCGAGCAUCGAAAAACCUUUUUUUUCACGAAACUGAAAAGAAUCACAUAAUUUUUCUAUAGAUUUUAGAUUAAAAAUAAUUGUUACCUAUCUUUUCGGAGAUUAAACAAAGUGAAAUUAGUUAAAAUUUUAUCACUGAAAAUAAGAAGAAAUAAUUUUAUAGACAUUCCGCAAUAAUUACAACCUUAGGGACCUUAAUCUUGAAAUAAUUAGAGAAACUUCUACAAUGUAAAUAAAUAAAUAAAAAUAUAAAUGAUUAUCGAUAUUUUUUAAGAAAAAUUAAACUUUGAGUCCCCCAUGCAACUCAUUGUUAAUGCUAUAAAGCAAUUAAUACCUAUUGUUUAAUAAAUCAAUAUAACAACUAA
Messenger RNA from Leptopilina heterotoma, 2584 nucleotides. RefSeq names its product UDP-sugar transporter UST74c. The record is from RefSeq and is a predicted model, not a curated record. Gene Ontology annotation, molecular function: antiporter activity; GDP-fucose transmembrane transporter activity. The coding region runs from base 125 to 1114 and encodes 329 amino acids. The transcript has 2 exons. NCBI's taxonomy places the organism in Eukaryota, Metazoa, Arthropoda, Insecta, Hymenoptera, Figitidae. Gene Ontology annotation, cellular component: Golgi apparatus.